AUGUCUGGUUCGCCACAGAGACGCACAAAGCGGAUAAAACCCAGCAGGAACAGUGAAAACAGUCGCUAUCUGGACACGCUUGGGUUUACGGAGCCGCUGGCCCGAGAUAAGGCCGUCUUCAGGUCGGUCAAGCCGUCCACCGAGUCUGUGCCUUUGCAACGGAAGGACCCCAAUAUCUGCUCGUCCACCAACUCAGACAUCCAAUUAAGCAUCAAGACGCCAGAUCGCAAGGGAUCGAAGAUGAACAGCGAGUUACACCAUCCAAGCAGCGACGACAACAUCUUCUGGGCACUCACUCCUAGCAUCAAGAAGAACAAGGACAAUUCCACCACCACCUCUGGCUGUGACAGUUUUGAUCAGGGAGACGUUCUGUCGUCACCCAUCCAUGAGGCGCUGACCGGAAUGCAGCUCUUGGACCCAAAACUUAAGAGUUUACUGGAAAAGUAUGACAUGUCAAACGAUGCAGAGAGAACUCCCAGUCUAGCAAGAUCGGUGUCUGAUCCGCACUCGUUGGUGCACAAGAGCUGUGUUGCGAUUGCAGACACGCCGAUAAUUGCCAAGAAACAGACGUUGAGCGAAAGCAUGCAGCAGAGUAUCAGCAAAUUGAAGGCAUCCAAGAGACUGGUCAAUGGAGCAGGGUUUGGGUCUCCCAGUGAGGCUCCCACACAGAGCGUUUCGCAGAUGCUCACGAUGAUCGGCAAGACUAUCAGGGAGGAGACACAGACAGAGCUACAGGAAGAGUCGCAGCAGCAGUCGGUCGAGGUCGAUUACUUGCUGGACGAUCUAUCUGACGAGUUUAGCGAUGUUGACAUGGAGGAACUUGACCAAUUGUCGAAUCUGAAACGAACCGAGCGCGCGACAGCAGAGCCAGAAGAGAAACAUGAAGACGUGUCAGCGGAGCCUGAAGAGACGGUGGAGGCAGUGGUUGCUGCUAAAUGCACACAGGCAUCCACGUCGUUUGACACUUCUGACGAUUUUAGCGAUAACGGGGACGAGAUUUUUGCUUCGAGCAAAGAUUCCAGCGCGAUUCCUCAAUUCAAAGAUAUGAAGCUGGAGAACGAUAACCAGCAGGCGUUCGAAGUGGUGGAGAACCCGCUGACUGCGGAGAUUCACAACCCCCGGUGUCACCGGUAUCGAAUUACAAAUGUGGUCAAGAGCAAGUAUAAAGGUGGAGAGCAACUGAUUCUGAAAUGCGAGAACGAGGGAUCACAGCCCAAGAACCUUGUUGUGCGAGACCUUUGGACGGAGCUGGAGUACCAAGAAGGUGAUAUUGUCAACGUUAUUGUGGAUAGCGUCAAUCCGCAGCUGAUAGACAAGUCCAACAAUAUGCUUAUAUGGAACCCGGAUAUUCUUUUGUCUGCCACCAUGGUUGCUUCCGCGGUCGAUUGCAAGCGGAAAGCCGUGCUGUCCAACAAGUUGCAGUCGCUAGGAGAACACUCCACUCCAUUGAUCCUUGGAUCAAUUGUGCAUCAACUUUUCCAAGCUUGUUUGAAAGAUAACGUUAUUUCCACAGAAUUCAUCGAUGAAUACCUCGAGGAGCUGCUUGACGAGAACCUUGUCCCUAUAUACAGCAUUGGCAUUGACCGUUCUGAAUUGAAAGGAAUUAUCCUGGGCCACGUUGACUACAUCAAGGAAUGGGUGUCCAAAUUCACCUCUGCUAACACUUAUCGCAACAACGCGCAGAUGAAAGUGUCCAACGUUCUUGAUAUAGAGGAGAAUAUCUGGUCGCCAAUGUUUGGACUGAAAGGUUUGAUUGACGUUGUCAUCGAGGCGUCUUUGAAAGAUGGCAGCAAGGUGGUUGUGCCGAUGGAGAUCAAAACAGGCAAAGACUACAUCUCCAACAGAGCACAAGCUACGUUGUAUACGCUCCUGGUGAGCCAAAGAUACAAUGUGCAGGCCCGAUCGCUGGCACUGGUGUACACGAAAAUGCGCCAGAGCUACUUCGAGGCGUUGAACGCCAACGACUUGCGGAUGCUGGUCAAUAUCCGCAACCACAUUUCGCAUUAUUUAAGAUACGGGGCCAUGGACCUGCCUCCAUUGAAGAAGCAACCAAGUUGCGAGCGCUGUUUCUCUUUGAACGAAUGCAUGACAUACAACAAGUUGAUGGAGAACGGGACGGCGAAGGACAGCGGGAUCGAAGAGGAGCUGUACGAGAGCCUCACUGGCCAUCUGAACAAGCAGGUGUAUCUCGAUUUUUUUAGCCAUUGGAACAAUCUUCUCAGCAAAGAAGAAGGGUUUGUCAACAGUUUCAAGAAAGACCUGUGGUGCUACUCUGCGAGUGUGCGCGAGCAAAAGGGCGGCAAGGCUGCUGGUCAUUUGCAGGUGACCCAUUUCCAGGAGGUGGAAGUAUCCCGGAGCCACACCAAGCGGUAUCUUUACACGUUUGAGCGUGACGACACGGUGCAUCAGUCGCUGACUGCUACGCAACUGUCGAAACACGACAGAGUGAUCGUUUCUGACGAAGAAGGCCAGUUUGGACUGGCGUUCGGGUUUGUGGAGAAUGUCCGGCCAGGAAUUAUUCUGGUGAGCACAGACCGUCGGUUUGUGAACUCCAAUGUCAAGAUGAGCGAUUUUGACGCAAACAGAAAUCAGGUGUUCCAGAGCGUGCUCACCAGCGGCUACAGCCAAGAGCUUCCUGCGAAAACGUACAGAAUCGACAAGGACGAGAUGUUCCAUGGACUGAACUUGGCCAGAUUCAACUUGUUGAAUCUUUUCCUGGCUGAAGGUGACGAAAGAACCAGAAAACUGGUGGUGGAUCUCGAUCCGCCGCGGUUCAGCAAAACCACCACCAUGUCGAGCAACUUCAGCUCAAAGAAGUUCAAUCCGGACCAGUUGCAGGCGUUCGAUAAGGUGCUGCGUACAGAGGACUACUGUCUGGUGCUGGGCAUGCCUGGUACAGGGAAAACUACAGUGACGGCCAGUCUGAUCAAAUGUCUUGUGGAAAAUGGCAAGUCGGUGUUGAUUGCUUCCUAUACACACUCUGCCGUGGACAACAUCCUGGAAAAGCUCGUGGACAUCAUCGACGAGCCAAAGAUCCUAAGAGUCGGAGCGGCCAACAAACUGAGCGAGAAGGUGCGCAAAUACUCGCUCUACUCUAAGGACUCCAUCUACGCCCUGGACUCGGCAGAAGGGUUCCAGAAAGCGUUCUUCGAACCCAACAUCGUGGCCACGACGUGUCUCGGCAUCCAGGACACAGUGUUUAUUCAUAGACAGCACUUUGACUACUGCAUCAUCGACGAGGCGUCGCAGGUGUCCAUGCCGGUGUGUUUGGGCCCGUUGCGGUUCGCAGACAAGUUUGUGCUUGUUGGAGACCAUUUCCAGCUGCCACCGUUGGUGCGAAGCCCAGAGGCCAGAGUCGGUGGCAUGGAUAGGUCGCUGUUCCGCAUUUUGAGCGAAAAGUAUCCAGAAAGCGUUGUGGAACUGACCCACCAGUACCGCAUGAGCGCAGACGUGAUGAUGCUGUCGAACAGUCUGAUCUAUGACGGCCGGCUCAAGUGCGGGUCCCUCCAGGUUGCCAACCAGAUACUUCCUAUCCCGCAAUCAGCACGGUUGGAGGAAUUCUCAAGCACGAUUCCAAAACAUCUCCGGUGGAUGGAUCAUGUAUUCAAGCCUACAAACCGGGUGGUGUUCCUUAGUCAUGACAAUGUGCCUGCACAGGAGGUCGCCAACGGAGAAAAAAUCGAUAACCCUGUGGAAGCGCAACUCAUUCUGCAAAUCAUCAAGUGUCUCGUCUCCAGCGGAGUGGAUGCAUCAUCUAUUGGUGUUAUGUCGUUCUAUCGUGCUCAGCUGAGACAUUUCUAUCGGGGACUUUCUAAUCAUCCAGACAUCGAGGUUCUGACAGCAGAUCAGUUCCAAGGAAGAGACAAGAAUUGUAUCAUUAUCUCGCUGGUGAGAUCCAACGAGAAAAACGUGGCCGGAGACCUGCUGAGAGAGUGGCGGCGGGUGAAUGUGGCGAUGACCCGGGCGAAGUCGAAACUGAUCAUCCUGGGCAGCGAGAAACUCAUGAAAACCAUCCCGCAGUUUGAAGGAUUUAUGAACCUCCUUGAAAACAGACGGUGGGUGUACUCGCUUCCGCCAGACGCAGACGCAGUGUACCAGGAUGCAUUCAAAGAAUUCAUGGCGUCACAGAUGAACUCCAUGCCAUCAUCAAAUCGCUCAGUGAAAAUGAACACUCAAUCCAGAGUGAUCCAGAAAACCAUGGUGCUCAAGAACGUUCUUCAGGAGCUUUCUUGA
Messenger RNA from Ogataea philodendri, 4233 nucleotides. RefSeq lists its product as uncharacterized. The record is from RefSeq and is a predicted model, not a curated record. Gene Ontology annotation, biological process: replication fork reversal. The transcript has a single exon. Gene Ontology annotation, cellular component: cytoplasm. The coding region runs from base 1 to 4233 and encodes 1410 amino acids. Lineage: Eukaryota; Fungi; Ascomycota; Pichiomycetes; Pichiales; Pichiaceae. Gene Ontology annotation, molecular function: single-stranded DNA helicase activity; 5'-flap endonuclease activity.